AUCAACUCACCACCACCCCGCCUAUUCUUAAUAAUAAUCUCCCCUAACCCUCCCUUUUUCCUUUUUCUUUUAUUUUUUUUACCUUAAAAAGUUUCUCAUGCAAGUUUAGCAACUUUGAAAUUAUAAUACCAUCGACCACACUUGCCACAUACAACAUCAACUCUGGAUCUUCCUUUUGCGAUGGAGUGCUAUUCUGACGAAGUCGAUAGCGAAAAAAGCAGCAGAGAGCUUACUAAGAAUAGUAACAAUCACAAGAGAUCAUCCGGCGGCUGCUGCGGCACAGCAGGAGCGGUAAAGCGGCCGAGGGGCCGUCCCCCGGGAUCAAAGAACAAGCGCAAGCGCCCGGUCAACGACAUCGCCGCCGAGCCGUUGCUCACAAUUUGCACCCAUAUCCUUGAGAUCCCCGCCGGCCGCGACGUCGCCGUGGCGCUCGCCGCAUUCGCCCGCGGCCGCCGCCUCGGCCUCUGCGUGCUCGCUGCCUCCGGCCCAGUCGACGGCGUCACCCUCCGGGGGGCCGCCGGCGCCGUCGCCCUCCGCGGCCGGUUCAACAUCCUCUCCGUCUCCGCCGCCUUCCUCCCGCCGCCGGCAGCUGGAGCCGGAGGGUUGUCGGUGUCGGUGGCGGUGGCCGGGCCGCAGGGGAGGGUGGUGGGCGGCGUCGUGGCGGGGCCGCUGGUGGCGGCGGGGACGGUGGUGGUGGUGGCCGCAGCCUUUUCCGCCGCCGCUUUUCACCAGCUUCCUGGGGGAUCGGAUGUUUCUGAUGCACUCCUACGCGGCGGCAGCGGUGGCGGCGACAGAAGUAGGAUUGGUGGUAACAAUGAUGACGACGAUGAACAAGAGCUAGGAUCUGCAGAUGCUGUAAGUUUGUACAGGGGACAUCUCCCGCCGGAUUUCUUAUGGGCUCCAACGGCCACCCGGCCAACCAAUCGGCCACCACCUUAUUGAACCAGUUUAUUAUUAGUUAUUAGCUUAUUAUAUUAUAUUAUUAUUCUGAGUCCGGCUAGAAUACUAUCGAUGGCAUAAAGCGUUUAGUGAUAUUAAGUUUUUCGUUGUUAGAUUUAACCCUUUGACUAUUUUUAUCCGUUAUAUUAUAUUAUUAAACUAAUAACUCACUCAA
This is a messenger RNA of Ananas comosus (pineapple), 1114 nucleotides long. RefSeq names its product AT-hook motif nuclear-localized protein 28-like. Gene Ontology annotation, cellular component: nucleus. Bases 181 to 942 code for a protein of 253 amino acids. Gene Ontology annotation, molecular function: minor groove of adenine-thymine-rich DNA binding; DNA-binding transcription factor activity. The transcript has a single exon. NCBI's taxonomy places the organism in Eukaryota, Viridiplantae, Streptophyta, Magnoliopsida, Poales, Bromeliaceae. The record is from RefSeq and is a predicted model, not a curated record.